CAACAAAACUCUCCGGGGUGAAUCGUUGGUUUGGGGUUGCUGCCAGUUUUUAGGUAUCCACUGUGACUAAUUCAUAAAAAAAUUUUGUUAAGGUUUCUGGUAUUCUGAAGUCAGUUAAUGAGAGUCGUUCAGAGCUAGUUGUCACAGACGUUAGUGCCCCCUUAAAACAUGGCAGUGCCGUUCUCAAACACUCACCUGCGGGUCCCGCGAGGAUUUGGUACCAUUCUAGAGGGACUGACCCGAGAAGUCCUACGAGACCAGCCUGAAGACAUCCCCAAAUAUGCCGCGCAGUACUUCGAAGCUCUUCUCAAAGAAAGAGAAGAGAGUGGCAUGGACCCUGCCGAGUGGGCUGCUAAACUGGAAGAUAGAUUCUACAACAACCAUGCGUUCAAGAACACUGAGGAGGAGUGCAGCCAGUCCCAGAAGGACGAGGAAAUUGUGGACAUCAUGGACAUCCCCCUGGAUGAUCACGAGGCCAACAGGGCUGCUGCCAAAAUUCAGGCAGGCUUUCGUGGCCACAGGAAUCGUAAGAAGCUGAAACCAGAGGACAAAGAAGAAGGAGAGAAGGAGGAGUGCAGCCAGCCCCAGAAGGAAGAGGACAUCGUGGGCAUCAUGGACAUCCCUUUGGAUGAUCCUGAGGCCAACAGGGCUGCUGCCAAAAUUCAGGCUGGCUUUCGUGACCACAUGAAUCGUAAGAAGCUGAAACCAGAGGGCAAAAUAGAAGAGGAAAAGGAGGAGGGCAGCCAGCCCCAGAAAGAGGAGAACAUUGUGGACAUAAUGAACAUCCCCCUGGAUGACCCUGAGGCUAACAGGGCUGCUGCUAAAAUUCAGGCUGGCUUUCGUGGCCACAUGGAUCGUAAGAAGCUGAAACCAGAGGACAAAAUAGAAGAGGAAAAGACUAACACUUCAAAAGAAACAGCAACAGAGGUGACCGUUUCCAAAGAAAAAUCAUUUGAGUCCCGUAUUGAAGACAAAUCAAGUCGUUCAGAUGAAAUCUCGCACCCUAAUGUUUCAGAAAAGACUGAAAACACAGGCAGUGAAGAGUCAGUCUACAGGUUCCCAACUGCAGCUGCACAGUCAGAGGAACCGAGUGGCACAGACAAGCACAGCAAUCCAGCAGUAACUGUAUUUGAUCAAGUUGACAGGGCGGCUAAUGAAACGGAUAGCAUCCCUGUUCCAGACCAAAAUAUACCUCACUCAGAGUUAGAGCCCACUGACUUGUCAUCAUUCAGGGGGCUGUCAAAUGUGGAUGUGUGUGCUCUGGAGUUAAGAGCAUCAGAAGAUGAGGAAGGUAACAAACGUGGACCGGCAGUUGCACACGAGGAGCUUGUCGAUUCAGGAGAAGAGGAAAAUACUGAAGUUGUAGAGCCAGUGGAAGUCAAUCAGUAUUCUGGCCUAGCUGAUGUGGAUGUGUGCGCUACAGAGCUUGAAGGAACAGAGGGAACAAUGAAAGGAGCAACUGCUGAGAAUGUUACACAUGUUACUGAAGAAAAUCUAAAACACCAGCCGGAGGACAUUCUUGUAAAAUCGUCAGUGGCUCAAGCUGAAAUCACUGAGAACAACCGAGAACAAGCAGAGGAUCAGCCAGACAAAGCAAAAGAGGAAAGAACAGAGACUGAAGCUUAUUCUGGGGAGACUCAUGAAAGUUUAGCUCAUAGCAGGGGUAGCUUAGAUGGUAAUGUUAUUCCAAAGGAGGAUUCUUUGGUUGAAAUUAGCUUUGAAGAUGUUCCAGAAGCUCAGCAGAUUAGUGAGGCUGCGGGGAAACAGCCAGAGGAACAGAGUUCAAUAGAUGCCUUACAGAUGGACGUAUUAGAAAUACGAGAGAAGGAAGAGUCAGAGGAUCUUACUGCAAUUACAACUGGCCACUAUGUUGCUGAUACACAAGACGGCCAUAAACAUGAAGCUGAAAAGGGAGUUAACAGGGCCAAAUGGACAGAUGACCUCAAUUUAAGUGAUGAUGAUGAUGAAAAGGAAAAAGGUGAAGACACCAGCUCAUUAAAUCAGCAUAGCACAGAGGCAGAAAAAGAGAACCAAGAGUAUGAAACCAAUCCUGCAAUUGAAAAUAAUGAGCAGCUAAGUGAGGCCAUAUUUCUCAAGAGUGAAGAUUCAGAAAAAGAGAGAGAUGACCCUGAUUUCAAAGAAGGUCACAUGACAGAUGUGGUUGGAGGAGAUAUCGAAGAAACUCACAAGAAGGUUUACAGUAAGACAAGGGAUCAGGAAAUUAAUGAUGGUGGGGCGGAAAAUAAUUCAUCACAAGUAACCCAGUCAAAUACAUCAAUGGCUAGAAUGGGGGCAGAGAGAGAAGUCUUUGAGGAGAGAGCGCAACAUCAACCGGAGGAGAACGAGGAGAGUCAGAGAACACUUGUAUGGUCGCAGCCAGAGGACACAGUGGAAGAAAAAGAGGUCACAUCAAAGGAAGGAGAGGAACUUGGAGAGGGGAUGACUGACUCUGAAAUACAAGAGAAAAGUGCCACGAUGCAUGAGGAGGAGAACAUCACGCUCCCUCACAGUGCAGAUUGGGCUGCUGAUGUCCACCAAGGAGAAGAAGGGCUACCUGAGGACACCACAGUGGAAGAGAGUACUGACAAGAAAUUCGGGCACAGAAGUCAUAGCAGGUCAUCUCACCUGAAGACUGAACUCAUCUCUGAGAGUAAGAAAUGGACUGUCAUAACGAGGAGUGCAGCCGGCCCCAGGAGGAGGAGGACAUCAUGGACAUCCCCCUGGAUGAUCCUGAGGCCAACAGGGCUGCUGCCAAGAUUCAGGCUGGCUUUCGUGGCCACAUGACUCGCAAGAAGCUGAAGCCAGAGGACAAAACAGAAGGGGAGGAGAGACAGGAAGAUCGGGGGCAGUAGAGAGAGACGACACAUCUGUGCCAGAGCAGUGACACCCCUGUCCCGACCUGGAUGAAGAGAAAGAGGCAAAGCAAGGUAGUGAGAGACAGCCGGCAUAUGCUGGCUAGGCUGGCUUUCAGGCAGACCUUUUUACCCCAGGAGUCUUUUUUUCAACACAAAUUAGCAGUAGAAAAUGAACAGUUUUGAGGGUGUGUUAUGUGAAUCUUUUUUUUCUUCUCUUUUUUUUGUGAACUUUAACACUCCUUCUCUGCUUCUUCAGCAGCCUCAUCAGUACGGAUGUCUUUGACCCAGAAUUUGCAACUCACUGCAUGUACUUGUGAAACUUCUGGUAGUGUGCUAGUUUUUAGACGAUGAUCUGUGAAAGUGAAAAUGAAUGUCCUCUAAAUGCUAAACAGAGCUUUUUUUUCCCCUUUCUUUCUUUCUUUUUUUGGAUGGAUCACUUCAUAUGCUCUGUGUGUAAACCUCGUACGCAUCACGUUGGGUGAUUAGUGGCUUAAAAAGACUUCUUAUUUUGCAUUGUUUCCUGAUGUGCUUGUAUCUUGACAGUUAUUGACCUAUUUGACUUGCUUACAAGACUGAUUAAAACAUCAAAAGAAAAGUAGCUAUGUAUGUUCUAUUUGUUUAUCUUUUUGGUCACAUGGUUAGUGAAAUUGAUCUUUCCACAUUUCCAAGCAUUUUCUAUAAAUCUGAUCUUCCAGAACAGUACGCAUGCAGUAAUUUACACUCCUCUUUAUUUGUUUCUCCAGAUGCAUUUGGUACAGCUUUAAAUAAUAACACACUGGUUCAGUAUGCUCUGUUGUUGUGUUGGUGGGUUUUACUUGUUUGACUUCUGUUAAAUCGGGUGUGUAGAAAUCCAUUGUCACUGUGUGCAGAGGUUUCAUGCUUAAAAAAAAACAACAAAAAAAACCUGAAUAGUACCUUGCUGAACUUCGGUGUAGAGACGUGGCAUUACACUAAUAAAUCCACCUUAAAUAUUCA
Molecule: messenger RNA, 3830 nt
Organism: Oreochromis aureus
Lineage: Eukaryota; Metazoa; Chordata; Actinopteri; Cichliformes; Cichlidae
Gene: spa17
Product: sperm autoantigenic protein 17
Exons: 10
Coding region: 169-2784 (871 amino acids)
Molecular function (GO): calmodulin binding
Source: RefSeq, a predicted model, not a curated record